UUGUUCGCGAACCAUCCGAAGUCCCCAUGGCCACCUGUCACCUUCUCGAUAACCGAUAUCAAGAAGCUACUCAAAAACCCUCCCGUCCCGAAUAUACUAAGUAAGUAUUGUGGGGCCAACCACAACACGCUCAUCGGCACCGUUGACUCGGGCUUGUCGACCAACCCGUGCUCGACAGCUGUCGUGAGGCGUUUGUGCUCGACGAGAGCUGCGGUGACCAUGGUGGUAAAAGACAAGAAUACCCCUGUGCCUAUCCGUUGGAGCAUGGUUAUGCCCGAGGGGUUUUUGGUCAGGGAUUGUGCGGUUGGGACCAAAAUGCGGUCG
Striga asiatica is the source of this 324-nucleotide messenger RNA. NCBI's taxonomy places the organism in Eukaryota, Viridiplantae, Streptophyta, Magnoliopsida, Lamiales, Orobanchaceae. The record is from the annotation of a GenBank genome assembly.